Vicia faba (fava bean) is the source of this 687-nucleotide messenger RNA. The record is from the annotation of a GenBank genome assembly. NCBI's taxonomy places the organism in Eukaryota, Viridiplantae, Streptophyta, Magnoliopsida, Fabales, Fabaceae.
AUGCAUAUAAGGGUUCAGAAUUGCAACAAUGUUUGGGCUUCAAAUCUUAUCAUUAGAGCACCAGGAGAUAGCCCCAACACUGAUAGAUUUCAUGUCACUCACUUACAAAAUGUUUUCAUAACCAACAACAUCAUUGGGACAGGUGAUGAUUGUAUUUCAAUAGUAAGUGGGUCCAAAAACAUUAGAGCUACAGAUAUAAUAUGUGGACCAGGACAUGGAAUAAGCAUUGGAAGCUUAGGACAAGAUAAGUCUGAAGCUCAAGUGUCCAAUGUAGCAGUGAAUAGAGCUACACUAAAAGGAAGCACUAAUGGGUUAGAAUUAAGACUUGGCAGCAAUAUUGCACUAACUAGAAAUAAGAAAAACAAUAGAAAAGGAAAACAAAAGCGUUCCAUCUUCUUCUUCACACAUUCCGCCGCCGAAUACCGCUCUCAGACGCUCCAAGUCCAAGUCCUUCAUCCGCUCCGACUCAAACCACUUUCGUGCACACCCUCCGCUGUGUUGUUCGUCACUCCGUCCAACUGCCUUCGUUCGUCGUCCGCUCGAUUCCAAAAACCCCACCCUAGAUGUACCGUACCACAUCCCACCGCCAUAAACUUAUAUACAUCGCCAUUUCUGAUCCGCAACAACGCUCAACACCUUCAGCAGCAACAUAACAACACGACGUGCUCAAAAUUGCAUUAUUGGUAA